Molecule: messenger RNA, 2265 nt
Organism: Archocentrus centrarchus (flier cichlid)
Lineage: Eukaryota; Metazoa; Chordata; Actinopteri; Cichliformes; Cichlidae
Gene: aoc1
Product: amine oxidase copper containing 1
Exons: 4
Coding region: 1-2265 (754 amino acids)
Biological process (GO): response to antibiotic; amine metabolic process
Cellular component (GO): plasma membrane
Molecular function (GO): diamine oxidase activity; quinone binding; primary methylamine oxidase activity
Source: RefSeq, a predicted model, not a curated record
AUGGAACCCCACCAUAACAUUCUUGUGCUUAUAGCUAUGAAGUUUCUCUGCCUGCUGCAGCUGGCUUGCAUGGCAAGUUGUGUUGCUUCCAGAUCCAGAGAAUGGGCUCAUCAUGGUGCCCCCAUGUUUGCUGACCUCACAGUACAUGAGAUGAAAGCUGUCCGGGCAUACCUGCAUGCUAUUCCAGAGAUGAGGCUCACUAAUGCUCAUAGUAGGUCUCUGAAUAAGAACAGUAUCCUACUAAUGGAACUCAAUUUGCCCAAGAAGCAUGAGGCCCUAAGAGCUCUAGACCGUGGACAAGCCAAACCCCCACGCCAAGCUCGUGUAAUUAUCCAAUUUGGCAACCAGACCAAGCCCAAUAUUACUGAAUACAUUGUAAGUCCUCUGCCAUCCCCAACAUCUCAUGAAGUCAAGACUUUCAAGGGGGCAAAGCCUAUAACAUUUGAGUCCAGACCUAUUACUGUUGUAGAGUAUGCCCAUGUUAAUGACAUCCUUGAGAAGAUCACAACUAAAGCUCACAAACUCCUGUUUGAGACCACAGGGGGAUUUUCUUAUACUAACUGUUCUAACCGCUGCCUGACAUUCUCAGACAUAGCUCCCCGUGGGCUGGAUCCAGGGGAGAGGAGAACCUGGAUCAUGUUGCAGAAGUUUGUGGAAGGUUAUUUCAUCCACCCAGUUGGAUUUGAGGUACUAAUCAACCACCAGGAUCUGAAUCCAGAAAAGUGGACUGUUGAAAAGGUCUGGUACAACAGCAUGUAUUUUGACAGUGUUGAGGAACUGGUAGAAAAGUAUGAAUCAGGAGAAGUGGAAAAGGUCAAACUGCCUGCUCACAAUGAUGAUGACUUUUACUCUACCUACAUACCUCGCGGUCAGAGCAACACUCACACUAAUAUCCAUGGGCCAAAACUUGUUUUGCCUCAGGGACCUCGCUAUCACAUUGACCGCAACUUUGUUGAAUAUGCUGGAUGGUCUUUUGCAUAUCGAGUUCGCUCAUCAGCUGGGCUUCAAGUCUUUGAUCUCCGUUUCAAUGGGGAACGAAUUGCCUAUGAGAUCAGCCUCCAAGAAGCCAUUGCCUUCUAUGCUGGUCAUACUCCCGCAGCCAUGCAAACAAAGUACAUUGAUGCAGGUUGGGCUAUGGGCACCUCAACUUUUGAGCUGGCACCUGGAAUUGACUGUCCUGAAAUUGCCACUUUUAUUGACCUUUACCACUACUUCGAUACAGACAAGCCUGUGCGCCACAAGAACGCUCUCUGUAUUUUUGAGAUGACAACAGCUAUGCCUCUGAGAAGGCAUUUUAAUUCAAACUUUAAGGGGGGCUACAAUUUCUUUGGAGGACUGGAAAACACUGUGCUGGUGUUGCGGACAACCUCAACAGUUUACAACUAUGAUUAUAUCUGGGACUUCCUCUUCUACCCAAAUGGGGUGGUGGAAGUAAAAGUCAGUGCUACUGGAUAUAUCCAUGCCACUUUCUUUACUCAAGAAGGUCUUCAGUAUGGUUCAAAGGUAUACAACUAUGUGUUGGGUAACCUGCACACACACCUCGUCCAUUAUAAAGUGGACCUGGAUAUUGAUGGGCGAGAAAACAGCUUUGAGACAUUAGAUCUGAGAUAUGAGAACUUCACAAAUCCAUGGAGCCAAAAGCAUUUCGUCGUCCAGUCCAAACUCCACAGGACAGAACACAAGACUGAGCGAUCUGCUGCCUUCCGCUUUGGUAAAAAGUUUCCCCGCUAUGUGCACUUCUACAACCCCAAUAAGAAAAAUAAAUGGGGGCACCAGAAAGGCUACCGGAUUCAGUUUAACUCACAUGCACACAGUGUCCUCCCAAGAGGCUGGAGAGAGGAAAAUGGCAUCAGCUGGUCGAGAUAUCCUCUGGCUGUGACACGUCAUAAGGAUAACGAAGCUACCAGCAGCAGUAUAUAUACCCAGAAUGACCCAUGGGAACCUGCUGUGUCCUUUGAGAGCUACAUCCACAACAAUGAGGACAUAGUCAACCAGGACCUGGUAGCCUGGGUGACUGUAGGCUUCCUUCAUGUGCCUCACGCAGAGGACAUCCCCAACACUGCAACUCCGGGCAAUGCAGUGGGCUUCUUUCUCAGGCCCUUCAACUUCUUUGAUGAAGACCCUUCUGUGGCAUCCAGAAGCACAGUCAUCGUUCGGCCAGGGCAAGAUGGCAAGCCGAAGAUCCAGAGAUGGACUUCUGAUGUCAUAGGUCACUGUGUGACAGACAGGCCUUUCUUCUACAAUGGCACAUAUGCCGGAGUCUAA